Harmonia axyridis is the source of this 2039-nucleotide messenger RNA. RefSeq names its product TBC1 domain family member 13. Gene Ontology annotation, molecular function: GTPase activator activity. The record is from RefSeq and is a predicted model, not a curated record. The transcript has 8 exons. The coding region runs from base 233 to 1402 and encodes 389 amino acids. NCBI's taxonomy places the organism in Eukaryota, Metazoa, Arthropoda, Insecta, Coleoptera, Coccinellidae. Gene Ontology annotation, biological process: activation of GTPase activity; intracellular protein transport.
GAACCAGAGUAAAGGAAAAUAGAAAAUGUAUCAUUUUCAACUUUGAUAAUGAAAUGACGUUAUUUUGAAGAGCUUUGUAUAUAAGUACUUUAGGAAAUAAUUAUAAUUUUUAUAUUAUAUUUAGUACUAGUUGCAUCAGAAAAAUAAUGUACCAAAUCGAAAUUUUGAGGUUCUUCAUCUGAUUCUAAUCUCUCAUUUUCAUGCAAUUCAGAUAAUGAAAUGAUAUGAUAUAAUGGCUUACAGGGCAAGGCUUCAGAAAUUUGAUGACUUAAUCUCUGAGGAUAUUAUAGAUUUGAGUGAAUUGAAGUCUGUAGCAUUUCAUGGUAUUCCUGAUGACCAAGGAUUGAGAUCAUUAUGUUGGAGGUUAUUAUUAAACUAUUUACCUCCAGAAAGAGAAUUAUGGGAUUCAUUUCUUUUGAAAAAGAGGGAUUUGUAUAGGCAAUUCAUAGAUGAAAUGAUUGUGAUGCCCGGAUCAAAAGAAGAAAAUGGGGAUGUGACAUUUAACGAUCAUCCUCUAAGUAACAACCCUGAUAGUCAAUGGCAAACUUUCUUCAAAGAUAAUGAAGUGCUUCUUCAAAUUGAUAAGGAUGUCAGGAGGCUGUGUCCAGAUAUAUCAUUUUUUCAACAACCAACCGAAUUCCCAUGCACAAAAAUCGUAGAUAGUAAAGAAGAAAUUAGAUUACAUAAAAGAGUACAGCGUUGUGUCCUUAAAUCUGCUAAUGUAGAAAGAAAGGGCUUAGGAAUCACAAAGAUUGCUUUGACUAGAAGAAAGGCCAAUGAAGAUUAUGCUCCUAUGACUGAAGGUAAAGAAGCUCAUUGGGAGGUGGUGGAAAGGAUCCUCUUUCUGUAUGCCAAAUUAAACCCUGGGCAGAGCUACGUUCAAGGAAUGAAUGAAAUUGUUGGACCUAUUUAUCAUGCUUUCGCUUCUGAUCCCGAUAUCAAUUACAGGGAACAUGCCGAAGCAGAUUGUUUUUUCUGCUUCACGAAUCUAAUGUCUGAAAUCAGAGAUUUCUUCAUCAAAAGUCUAGACGAGACAGACCAUGGUAUAAAUAAGAUGAUGAAUAAGAUGCUCAAUCACCUUAAAAUUUAUGAUAGAGAUGUUUGGUUUAAACUUCAACAGUUGGAUCUGAAGCCACAAUAUUAUAGUUUCAGAUGGAUCACUUUGCUUUUGUCUCAAGAAUUUCCACUUCCGGAUGUUUUGAGAAUUUGGGAUUCUUUGUUCUCAGAUGAAAGUAGAUUCGAUUUCUUGAUAAACGUAUGCUGUGCUAUGAUUAUAAUACUCAGAGAAAGGCUCUUGCAAGGAGAUUUUCCAUCUAACAUAAAACUUCUGCAGAGUUUUCCACCAAUGGAUGUUCAGAUUAUUUUAUCAAAAGCUAUAGAUCUCUCUAAAUUUGAGCAUUAGGUUAUGUCAAAUUUUAGCCGAUAAGAGCAAUUUUUCUAAAGGGAUAUAUAAAUUUCGUACAUUUUUAAGUCCUGAAAUAUUUCAGGUAUACCAGGUGAUAUUAUAUUUGCCAUUAUCAUAUUUUAUUUUGUUAUUAAAUAUUAUUUAUAUCAAAAAAUAUUUUUUUCGAGCAAAGGUUCAUCAAAAUCUUAAUAAAUAAUAAAUCUCGAAUUGUUAAUUUCAUCGAAAUUGAAUAUUUUCUAUUUUUAAAACUGAAGUAACUAUGCGACAUCAAAUAAAUGUAAUAAUAAUUCAAUUAAGCGACAAAUAUACUUGUAGGCAAUAAUAUACUUUCCUCAUUUGUAAGUGAGAAAUGAAUAUUUUUUUAAAGGUAAUUUUUCUAUUGAGAAUGUUUGUCUCAAAUAAUUGCUUUUGCAUAGUUCUAUAAUAUUCAAUAGUUUGAUUUGAUAUUCUAACUUUUCCACCACUGGAAGGUUUUGUUUGUUAUUAUAGUUUUUGAUGUUUACACUAUUUUUUAUAUAAUUUUGCUCACAUUCCUAUACAUAUAUCAUUUGUUAUCAUGACAAAAUUUGUAAUUGUUGAAAUCACUUUUUGUGAUUGAUCUGAAUUUUGUGUUAAUAAAACACUUAUAUAUUUC